This is a messenger RNA of Callithrix jacchus (white-tufted-ear marmoset), 15199 nucleotides long. RefSeq names its product methylenetetrahydrofolate dehydrogenase (NADP+ dependent) 1 like (gene MTHFD1L). Gene Ontology annotation, biological process: tetrahydrofolate interconversion. Gene Ontology annotation, cellular component: mitochondrion; cytosol. The record is from RefSeq and is a predicted model, not a curated record. Lineage: Eukaryota; Metazoa; Chordata; Mammalia; Primates; Cebidae. Gene Ontology annotation, molecular function: ATP binding; methylenetetrahydrofolate dehydrogenase (NADP+) activity; formate-tetrahydrofolate ligase activity.
GCCCCACCCUCUGUCUGGUACAGCUGAACAAACGAAAGUGUCCGAAGCCGGCCAGUGACAUCCCAGCAGCUCCUCCGAGCCGCCCGGCGUCCCGCAGGCCCCCGCCCUCCGUACGUCACCGCAGCCAGGGUGCAGUGCCCCCUAGGGGCCCCUGCGGGCAAGGAGGAAGCGCCAGGUCCUUCCCGCCGCCCGCCGGCUCGCCUGGCACGCGCCCAGCCGCCGUCGCCAGCAGCAGCUCCGUAUCCCAGGAGGACCCACCGCCCCGCGCCAUGGGCAAGCGCCUGCUGCCCGUCUUGUGCCAGCUCCGCCACCCGCUGCAGCCUCCGGGCCCGCUACGCCGCCUCCGUGUGCCCUGUCGCGCCAGCAGCGGCGGCGGCGGAGGGGGCAGCGGUGGCGGGGAGGGCCUGCUCGGGCAGCGGCGGCUGCAGAAUGGCCAGGCCCCGAGCAGCUGCAGCCCAGGCGGCCGGACGCCCGCGAUGCGAGACUCGAUCGUCAGAGAAGUAAUUCAGAGUUCAAAAGAAGUUCUGCGUUUACUGCAAGAAAAAAACCCUGCCUUCAAGCCGGUUCUUGCAAUUAUCCAGGCAGGCGAUGACAACUUGAUGCAGGAAAUGAACCAGAAUUUGGCUGAGGAGGCUGGUCUGAACAUCACUCACAUUUGCCUCCCUCCAGAUAGCAGUGAAGCCGAGAUUAUAGAUGAAAUCUUAAAGAUGAAUGAAGAUACCAGAGUACAUGGCCUUGCCCUUCAGAUCUCUGAGAACUUGUUUAGCAACAAAGUCCUCAAUGUCUUGAAACCAGAAAAAGAUGUGGAUGGAGUAACGGACAUAAACCUGGGGAAGUUGGUACGAGGGGAUGCCCAUGAGUGUUUUGUUUCACCGGUUGCCAAAGCUGUAAUUGAACUUCUUGAAAAAUCAGUAGGUGUCAACCUCGAUGGAAAGAAGAUUUUGGUAGUCGGGGCCCAUGGAUCUUUGGAAGCUGCUCUACAAUGUCUGUUCCAGAGAAAAGGGUCCAUGACAAUGAGCUCCCAGUGGAAAACACCCCAGCUUCAAAGCAAGCUUCACGAAGCUGACAUUGUGGUCCUAGGCUCACCUAAGCCAGAAGAGAUUCCCCUUACAUGGAUACAACCAGGAACAACUGUUCUCAACUGCUCCCAUGACUUCCUGUCAGGGAAGGCUGGGGGUGGCUCUCAGAGAGGACAUUUUGGUGGCCUCAUUCAGGAAGAUGAUGUGAGUGUCCUUGCUGCAGCUCUGCGAAUUCAGAAUAUGGUCAGUAGUGGAAGGAGAUGGCUUCGUGAACAGCAGCACAGGCGGUGGAGACUUCCCUGCCUGAAACUUCAGCCUCUGUGCCCUGUGCCAAGUGACAUUGAGAUUUCAAGAGCACAGACUCCAAAAGCUGUGGAUGUCCUUGCCAAGGAGAUUGGAUUGCUUUCAGAUGAAAUUGAAAUCUAUGGCAAAAGCAAAGCCAAAGUCCGUUUGUCUGUGCUGGAGAGGUUGAAGGACCAAGCAGAUGGGAAAUACGUCUUAGUUGCUGGGAUCACGCCCACGCCUCUUGGAGAAGGGAAGAGCACAGUUACCAUUGGGCUUGUGCAGGCUCUGACGGCACACCUGAAUGUCAACUCCUUUGCCUGUCUGAGGCAGCCUUCCCAAGGACCCACGUUUGGAGUGAAAGGAGGAGCCGCCGGUGGUGGAUAUGCCCAGGUCAUCCCCAUGGAGGAGUUCAACCUUCAUUUGACUGGAGACAUCCACGCCAUCACAGCUGCCAAUAACUUGCUGGCUGCUGCCAUCGACACCAGGAUUCUGCAUGAAAACACGCAAACUGAUAAGGCUCUGUAUAAUCGGCUGGUUCCUUUAGUGAAUGGUGUCAGAGAAUUUUCAGAAAUCCAGCUUGCUCGGCUAAAAAAAUUGGGAAUAAAUAAGACUGAUCCAAGCACACUGACAGAAGAGGAAGUGAGUACAUUUGCCCGUCUCAACAUCGACCCGUCUACCAUCACGUGGCAGAGAGUAUUGGAUACCAACGACCGAUUUCUACGAAAAAUAACCAUCGGGCAGGGAAACGCAGAGAAGGGCUAUUCCCGGCAGGCGCAGUUUGACAUCGCGGUGGCCAGCGAGAUCAUGGCGGUGCUGGCCCUGACGGACAGCCUUGCGGACAUGAAGGUUCGGCUGGGAAGGAUGGUGGUGGCCAGUGACAAAAGCGGACAGCCUGUGACAGCAGAUGAUUUGGGGGUGACAGGUGCUCUGACAGUUUUGAUGAAAGAUGCUAUAAAACCAAAUCUGAUGCAGACCCUGGAAGGGACACCUGUAUUCGUGCAUGCGGGCCCGUUUGCAAACAUUGCUCAUGGCAACUCUUCAGUGUUGGCUGAUAAAAUUGCCCUGAAGCUGGUUGGUGAAGAAGGCUUUGUAGUGACUGAAGCUGGCUUUGGUGCUGACAUUGGAAUGGAGAAAUUCUUCAACAUCAAGUGCCGCGCUUCCGGCCUGGUGCCCGACGUGGUUGUGUUGGUGGCAACGGUGCGGGCUCUGAAGAUGCACGGAGGCGGGCCCAGUGUAACCGCUGGUGUUCCUCUUAAGAAAGAAUACACAGAGGAGAACAUCCAGCUGGUGGCAGACGGCUGCUGUAACCUCCAGAAGCAAAUUCAGAUUGCUCAGCUCUUUGGGGUUCCCGUUGUGGUGGCUCUGAAUGUCUUCAAGACCGACACCCGCGCUGAAAUUGACUUGGUGUGUGAGCUUGCAAAGCGGGCUGGUGCCUUUGAUGCCGUCCCCUGCUAUCACUGGUCAAUUGGUGGAAAAGGGUCGGUGGACUUGGCUCGGGCUGUGAGAGAGGCUGCCAGUAAAAGAAGCCGAUUCCAGUUCCUGUACGAUGUUCAGCUUCCAGUUGUGGAAAAGAUAAGAACCAUUGCCCAGGCUGUCUAUGGAGCCAAAGAUAUCGAACUCUCUCCUGAGGCACAAGCCAAAAUAGAUCGUUAUACUCAACAGGGUUUUGGAAAUUUGCCCAUCUGCAUGGCAAAGACCCACCUUUCUCUGUCUCACCAACCUGACAAAAAAGGUGUGCCAAGAGACUUCAUCUUACCCAUCAGUGACGUCCGAGCCAGCAUAGGUGCUGGGUUCAUUUACCCUUUGGUCGGAACGAUAUGUGUUUCCUUGGCCCAGGCGUCCACUGUUUCCUGUCAUCAUGAGGUCCCUGCAGCAGGUUGCCUGAUGGUGUUGUGGCCACGCCUUCCUGCACAGCCCAGGGAAAGCCACGUGGAUGUCUGUGUCAUAGGAAAGGAGCCAUCCCUGUCUUCUCAGGGUGGUGUGUUCAGGGGGAAGGAAGGUGACCAGCGUCGUUCUCCGUUUCCAGAAACUGUGUAUCAUAUUGACAAGAAGAAAGCUUUGUGACUCAUGAGCAUGAGGUUUUCCUCUCUGGUACAUAAGGUUAUCUAGGUCCAAUCCAUUUGUGUAGAAGAUCUUCUCUCCCCGAGUGUGAUGUACAUUUAUUUUUAGCAUAAGUAUAAAACUACUUUAAAUGAAAUCAGCCUCAGCCAGGGAAAUAGGCUGAGUAAUAAUGUUGCCGGAUAUUUGUACCACUGAGUUGAGUUUGUAAUUCACCGCUGUUAAUCCCCACGUGUCACUUCUGACUUUUUACUCUUUGUAUACAUAGAAAAAUGGUGUUUCUCUUCAGAGUCAGGGAGGGGGAAAAAAAAAAGAUGCUUAUAAUACUUUCUGUCCAGGCCUAAAAUCAGCAUAUUGAUCUAUUUUUUUUCCAGGGAUUGAUGAAAUAUUACUCAGAUACUUUCAUACAUCUGGUAAAUAUAUAGAAAGACAGACACGUUUUUCUUCUUCCGCUUUCAUCUACAGCCUAUUUGUUUUCUUCCCCCCAUUUUUUGUUUGGAUUCAUAGCACAAUUUGGCAACAAAGAUUCUUCUCAAUUUAGAGCUUCCAAGAGGCACUCAUAAAAGUAUGCGGCGCUCAUGGAGUUUCUCUUUCUCGUGUGCCUCUUAGCUGCGUCCAUUACACUUUUCUAUCCCAUCCUUGGCUAAGAGGCAUAGAAUCAGAAGCAGCUAAGCAAUGUAUGCAAGGGAAAUAAAAUGAAUGCAAACCAAGAUACCGGUGCUGUAAAUUAGAUGGCCAGGCCACCGUCAGAGGCAGUUUGAGGGUUUAGUGUGAAGCCUGAAUAAAAAGAGAAGUUAAACUGUUUAAGAAGAGGGUUGGCCGGGCGCGGUGGCUCACGCCUGUAAUCCCAGCACUUUGGGAGGCUGAGGCGGGUGAAUCACGAGGUCAAGAGAUCGAGACCAUCCUGGUCAACAUGGUGAAACCCCGUCUCUACUAAAAAAAAAUAUACAAAAAAUUAGCUGGGCACGGUGGCGCGUGCCUGUAAUACCAGCUACUCAGGAGGCUGAGGCAGGAGAAUUGCCUGAACCCAGGAGACAGAGGUGGCGGUGAGCCGAGAUCACGCCAUUGCACUCCGGCCUGGGUGACAAGAGCGAAACUCCAUCUCAAAAAAAAAAAAAAAAAAAAAGAAGAGGGUCAAGCUUUAAAACUGGAAUUGGCUUUUCAAAUUUAAUCAGUAAAAGGAAACCCCCAAACUGGAAUUGUAACUGUGGAGAAAUGUGACUGAUAAUGACUGGAACUCAUGGCCAUUUACAGGCUUAACUAUGUAUGUGUUCCUUAAAUUAUCCACCAAGAUAUCAGAUUACAAUUAGUCCUCAUUUAAUGUCAUCGACAGGUUUUUGGAAACUACCACUUUAAGCAAAAGGAUAUAUUGCCUGUGAUACCAGUAUUCUUACAGUCUAAUUGAUAGAAACAAGAGUUGAGUUACGAAGCCACACAGUAUCUCCUUUCACUUAAAGUCACUUUCCAGGAACCUAUCCACAAUGUUAAGUGAAGACUUACUGUAAAUGAAAAUAUUUGCAGUAAAUUGCUUUUGAGAGAAUUGCUUAUCACAUACUCUUUUUGGAUAUCAUUGAAAAUUCAGAAUGUUUAAUUAGAUCAGGCUGUACUCACUAAUAUAAAAUCAGGGAACAUGUAUAAAGUAGGUGUAGGGAAAUAAUUUGUGUUAGAUUAAAUGAUCCAAUGAAGGAAUUUGAUUAAGCCCCUAGAAGUCCCAUAAUGAAAAUGUAUAGUUGCAUGACCAACCCCUGUAAGAAUUGGCUGGGGGGCCGGGCGCGGUGGCUCACGCCUGUAAUCCCAGCACUUUGGGAGGCAGAGGCAAGUGGAUCACGAGGUCAAGAGAUCGAGACCAUCCUGGUCAAAAUGGUGAAAUCCCGUCUCUACUAAAAAUACAAAAAAUUAGCUGGGCAUGGUGGCGCGUGCCUGUAGUCCCAGCUACUCAGCAGGCUGAGGCAGGAGAAUUGCCUGAACCCAGGAGGCGGAGGUUGCAGUGAGCCGAGAUCGCGCCAUUGCACUCCAGCCUGGGUAACAAGAGCGAAACUCCGUCUCAAAAAAAAAAAAAGAAUUGACUGGGGUUUCUGCAUUAAGUAUGCUUCCCAGGAUGUUUGUAGUAAGGAUAUUGUGAUCUGUUAAGAAAGAGACCUAGAGCUGUGAACAUAAAGAGGCCAAUUCCAUCCUGGACGUCAUCUCCUUUUUGACUCAUCCCAACCCCAAGAAUAAGUUGUAGAGUGUAGGACCCAUGAAAGUUACCUACUGUAACUUUCAGCGUGCUUCCCCAUCCAGUCUCCGACGUAUCUGUGCUUCUUCUCUGAAUGCAUAGUUACUUGGGAUUUCAUGCUUUAUUAAUCUUUUCUCAUAUUACUGUAAAGAACUGCCUGAGACUGGGCAGCUUACCUGCAAAAUCACCCACUUUAUAGUUUAUAAAGAAAAGAGGUUUAAUUGAUUCAGUUUCACAGGCUGUACAGGAGGCGUGGCUGGGGAGGCCUCAGAAAACUUAAAAUCAUGGUGGAAGGCGAAGGGGAGGCAAGACGUCUUCACAUGGCGGCAGGAAAGAGAGAGAGAUUGGAGGGGCAGUGCCACACACUUUUAAACAACCAGAUCUCAUGAGAACUCAGUAUCACAAAAACAGCAAGGGGGGAAUCCACCCCAUGAUCCAGUUACCUCCUACUAGGCCCCUCCUCCAACACUGAAGAUAGUUAUUCAUCAUGAGAUUUGGGUGGGGACACAGGGUCAAACCGUUUCACGUGCCUUUCCCAGGACUGGUGUUAGAGGAAUGGUGCCCUUGUCACAUCUGCCAGGAUAUACUCAGCACCUCGCAGCACUUCGUUUCUCUUUCAAGCACACCUCUGCACUUGUGCUGCCAGCUAAGGUUUAAUGCAGCUACUUCCUUUGUGUAUCCUCUUACCUUAUUUACCAAGUCGCCUCACCCACCAUCCCCUGUUAAUUAAGGUACCACCUCCCCCACUUCCCACUUCUAGUAUAGAGGCUGUGUCUUUAGUUCUCUUGGCCUUCCCACAAUGGGAUGGCCAGUGUAGAACAUACCCUAGGAGCCAAUUAAAUGUACUAAUGGCCUGCCAACCCUGCAGAAGGCUAGGGAAUCUUCAGGGAGUCCACUGCCAGUGGAAACUCACCAGUACUAGAAUUCCAGGCUCCAAAAAAGUCUGGAAAAGUAAGUCUUUUAAGGAGCUAAUAAGAGGCGCAAGUGCCCACAAAUCCUGUCUGCUCUUGGCGCCAUCCUUUUGGGGUCAGCAUGCUAGUCUUUCUUGUCAAACCAGUUACCGACCAGCAAGACUAAAAAACCAGGCCCAAACACAUUCUAUUCAUGUGCUUAGAUACGGACCUACGGAUCAAAUAUCCCACUGCAAAGCAAAAAAACUGUUUUUCCCCUGUACUCUCACACCGAACACAGCGCACUUCUGUGGCUGGCUGUGUGGGGGCUACUCCUCCCAUACCAAGCAACUCUCAUGAACACCAGACGGGUGUCCUCUUAUUCAGUUCAAUCCUGACAGUGUCUAUCUGGAGAUAGUGUUCAAUCCCACAGAUUACUGCUCAUUCCCCUGAGACCAGACCCACUUCAGGCACGAAGUGCAAGUCCAGCCCACCCAUACUUUUGACCACCUGGCUAAAAAUCGGGUUCACGGCCGGGCAUGGUGGCUCAUGCCUGUAGUCAAUCCCAGCACUUUGGGAGGACGAGGCAGGCAGAUCACUUCAAGUCAGGAGUUCUAGACCAGCCUGGCCCACAUUAACCCCAUCUCUAUUAAAAAUACAAAACUUAGCUGGGCUUGGUGGCAGGCGCCUGUAGUCCUAGCUACUCUGGGGGCUGAGGCAGGAGAAUCACUUGAACCUGGGAGACAGAGGUUGCAGUGAGUCGAAAUCCUCCCACUGCACUCCAUGCUGGGAGACAGAGCGACACUCCGUCUCAAAACAAACAAAAAACACCAGGUUCACAUGAGCCCCUUCCCUUGGGUUCAGUUAAUUUCAUAGGACGGCUCACAGAACUCACAGAAAUACUUAUUUACAGAGGUGUUAUGAUAGAUAUUGAUUUUCGUCCACUGGUCCUGGCUUCUAACUCCCAUAACCUUUCUCACAGUCUUUUGUUACAAUGUUGGGGGUGUCAGGCCUUGCGGGCAGCCCUCUGUCCUUCCCUGCCCUCCUUCCACUGUAAUGUUUCUCCAUUUCUGGUUGAGUGUCUUAAGACCCUCCCAUGGGAGGGUCCUACCCUACACCUAGUGGGAAGGAAUGUGGAUAUCAUGAAACUUCCAUAAAAACCCAGGAGGAUGGUUUUGGGUGAUGGGUGAGGGUUCAGGGGGCUUUUAGACAGCCAGACAUAUGGAGCCUCCUGGAGGGCAGGGCACCCAGGUAAGGCAUGGAAGCUCUGCACCUCUUCCCCCCGUACCUCACCCUACACAUCUCUUCAUCUGUGUCCUUUGCAAUAUCUUUUUUUUUUUUUUUUUUUUUUUAUUGUGGAGACAGAGUCUUGCUCUGUCGCCCAGCCUGGAGUGCAGUGGUGCAAUCUCAGCUCACUGCUAUCUCUGCCUCUCGGGUUCAAGCGAUUCUCCCACCUUAGCCUCCUGAGUAGCUGGGAUUACAGGCACCUGCCAUCGUGCCCAGCUCAUUUUCGUAUUUUUAGUAGAGGCGGGGUUUCACCACGUUGGUCAGGCUGGUCUCGAACUCCUGACCUUCAGGUGAUCCGCCCACCUCCGCCUCCAAAAGUGCCGGGAUUAUAUGUGUGAGCCACCUCGUCCAGCCUGCAGUAUUCUUUAUAAUAAACUGGAAAUGUUAAGCAUGUGUUUCCCUGAGUUCUGUGAGCUGCUCCAGCAAAUUAAUCAAACCCAAACAGGGGAUCCUAAGAACCGCAAUUUGAAGCCAGUCAGUCAGAAGUUCCGGACUUGCGACUGGUGUAGUGAGGGGUCACUCAGCCCUGUGGCAUCUGACGCUAUCUCUGGGUAGACACAGUCGAGACUGAACUGGAGGACACCCCUACCUGGCAUCUGCUGCUUGGUGUGUGGGGAAACGCCCUACACAUUUGGUCACAGAAGUCUUCUGUGUUGAUGACUUGUGGUGCAAGAGCAGAUGAAAACACAGUUUGAGGAGAGCUUUUCCCAACUCACGUAUGUUUACCAGUUUAUUAUAAAAGAUACAGAUGAGUUGAUGCAUAGGGCGAGGUCUGUGGAGUUGGGGUUCACCUCCCUCUUGGCACAAGGUUGCCCGGAAACUCAUCAGGUCUUGUCCAAGGGUUUUUGUAGAGCUUAAUCUCCAGUCCCUGACCUCCACCUUUCCUGGAGGUCAAUGGGUGGGGCUGAAAGUUCCAGCCUUCCAAUCUUCUUCUCACUUGGUCUUCCCAUCCUGAGGCUGACUGGAGGCCCACCCCGUCACUCCAUUACCUUAAGCUCAGGUGUUAUUGAAGGAACUCUUUAUGAAUAUAGCAAAAGACACCCCUACUCAAGAAAUUUCAAGAGUUUUAGGACCCCUGUGACUAGAACCAAGGACAAAGACGAAAUAUAUUUCAUAUGAUCGCACAACAACCAGAUUGGAUUGCGGCGCUGUGCAGCCUUUAGUGUGGAAGCUCCUUGACCACAUUUUCCACCCAGGCACUGCCUUUCUGCAUCCUCAUCAUCAUGACCAUUGCCUGUUCUUAGCAAAGGUCACACACCUUCCAAAUGCUUUGUAUAGAUUAGCUCAUUACUCCCCAUACUCACCCUGGGAGCACAGCCAGUGAUAAGGGAUAGAGUCCUGGUGUUCUGUGGAUACUAUGGCAUAUGGCAAAGAUCCCAUAAGCCAUAGUAUCCACAGAACACUAGGACCUUGGCAACGUCUUCCUCUUUCUUUUUGGUUGGUCAGUCAGCAUGUACUCACAGGGCCAUGCGAGCUGAGCCGGAGACAUCACAAGGAAGUCAAAACCUGCUGUCACCCACCAGAGGCAGCAGGAUGCUUGGAUCAAUAAGGCAUAAGCACCCAGAGCCUUAAAGCACGUAUGUUAGUACGGCCCUUACCAAAAGAAAGAUGUAAGUGAUUAAUGCAAUAGAUGUUCAAAUACGGCAGAGACCACAGUGGGCAGGGUAGGCCAAGAAUGCUGGCUAAGGAGUGGGGCUUAGGGUGAGGCUAGGGCAUUUGAGACACUGCAGGCCCAUCACCCUGGCUGUUCCCUCCUAAGGGAGGCAGGAACCGAGGCCGGAGACCUGGAGACGCCUGUGCAUUAGCCUGGAGGCUCUUUGAUAAGGAGCUUCCAGUGGGGGCCAUAACAUGGGAAGUGGAGAGGCUGGCAUAUGUACUGCCAAGGGAUGGGAUGUGAGAAAGGGGUCGACAUGAGUCCCGGGGACCUGGAAGGAUGGACCAGAGAGAGCCACUUUAAACCGACACGGCAUUGAAGUGACUGACAGACCCACAGCUGCCCCUGCCGAGGCCAGCGUUUGACUUCCUGCCAAGUUGGCCAUCAGACAGUUAGAAAUCAUUUUUGGAGUUAAGGAGAGAAGCCAGGGCUAAAAAUUGGGGAGUUAUUUACAUUGGGAGUGAUAUACAGUCUCUACAUUUCCAUCCAGUUCAAAACAUUCUUGCAUGUCUGCUACGCACUGUGCGCUGAGGUUACCAAGACUGGAAAGACCCAAUCCCUCCCUGGAAGCUUAGCGUCGGCAGACAAGCUGAUACAUGUGAACAAAGGGCGCACAGAUGCCAGGAUGCAGAGGGACUCAGAAGAAUGUUGGUUGCUUCUCUAUCCAGGAGUGCCCUGAGGUGUCCUAAAAAGAGGAGCAUUUAUGACUCAGGCAGGGUCGCACAUUCCAGACAGUAGUGGGCAGGAGCCCUACUCCAGAGUGCCUUAGAGGCUACAGCUGGGAGUUGAGCUGGACCCUGAAGGCGGUGGGGUGAGCCUUAAGAAGCCCUUAACCAAGGGAAGAAUGGGAUCAGACCAUUGCCUAGCUCCGGCAGCAUCGUUGCUAGCAGCCUGUGUGAAUGAGGGUCCUCUCUCAGGUGCCCACCAUGCAAGGGCUCUAGGUCAUUCUUCACUGUCUUUAAUCAGAAAAGCAAAACUCCCAGCUGUUUCCCCUGCCUGAACUGUGUGAGCCCAAGCUGGCCCCAGGAUGGAUCUUGUCCUAGGUAACCAGGAAAGCCUGAAAUGUCAGAAGAGGUAGCUCCAGGCUGGGUCAAGGGUCCAAUGAGCCAUGACUGCACUGAGAUCCCCUGUCUUGGAUUGCUGAAACAAUAAGACUAUACCCAUCUAGUCAUUAAGCCUCAAUUUCGUUCCUAAAUGGGCCAUUAUUUGCUACUGUUCAAAAGUUGCUUGAAACUAUAUUACACGCACAAACAGAAUUGUCCCACAAAUAAAGGAGGUAAUCUCUCCUGUUGGAGACACCACGCAGUAGUUGUCCGACUUGCACAAAUAUUUCUGAAUCAUGAGAAUCCUCCACUUUCAACUUACUUGCUGCUAGACCCCAGUUAUUAUAAGGCCAUGGAGAGCAGUACCUGGUUUCCAUUAUCUUUGCUCUCUUUUUUUUAUGACAUGGUUGACACCACUUCCAGUAGCAAAGAGUAAACUGGUCAUCAAAGCUGUAAAAUCACAAUGAUAAGUGAAAAGUUCUCUUUUGUACUUUAGCAUCCAAGAGAACUGUAGUUUCCAACUACAAUGCUCAAAAUAACUGAUAGUUUUCACUUUUGGCCUGAAAAUGCGUAUAUGACCUUGCCGGAGGACUUGUCUGCCAUGGUCAGGUCUCCUGGCUGAAGGCACUCAGGUCCAUGCUGUUGUUGGUGUUCCCUUGAGGUAAAUGCAUUCUGAAUUUAGCAAAUUAUUCCUUUUGUCAUCCUCUGUGCCAUCUAAAAACAAUAUAGUUUAAAACGCUGUCCAGGCACAGUGGCUCAUGCCUGUAAUUCCAGCACUUUGGGAGGCUGAAGUGGGUGGAUCACCUGAGGUCAGGAGUUCGAGACCAGCCUAACCAACAAGAGGAAACCCCAUCUCUAUUAAAAAUACAAAAAUUAACCGGGCAUGGUGUUGGGCACCGAUAAUCCCAGCUAUUCCAGGGAGCCGAGGCAGGAGAAUCACUUGAACCUGGGAGGCAGAGGUUGCAGUGAACCAAGAUUGCACCACUGCACUCCAGCCUGGGUGACAGAGCGAGACUCCAUCUCAAAAGAAAAAAAAAAUGCUUAUCAUUGUAUAGAUAGCCAUAAAGGUCUUUAUUAUUUAUGAUGACCGUAACUGACUUUUUGUGAAAGUUGGUUUGGAAUCUGCAGGUUAUUUUAAUUUUGAUAACGCUAUUAUUUUAACUUUAUGACAAGUUUGUCAUAAAGAGUGGAACUUGUUCCUCUUUUGCGAUUGAAACAUUUUGUCAGGGAGAGAGAAGAGAGACAUCAAACCACCUAACAGCCAGGUUCCAAGCUAUAUCUAGCUAGAAGUACAAGUAUAUUACAUGUAUAUUUUCUUACAUAAAUGUCACUGGUACAUGGAACUACAUCAGACCAGUUACACUGUUGUAAAAAUUUCUGAACAAAACAUUCAUUCAGCUUCUUUGAAGCUUUUUAAAUUUUCAUUUGAGGCAUAAAUUGGAACCUUGUAUCUUUCUUUGGAGUAGGAAGUAUUUCCAACAGAAAAAAAAUGGUGGGUGCAACUACAUCACAAAAAAGAACAGAAGGUUUCAUGGACAGUGAUAAAAUUAAGCUUAUGAAUUAGAACUUCCAGUGGGAAUUCUUAGUUGGACAGUACAUGGUUAAUGGUAUAUGGAAACCAUGAUGGGGGAUCUUUGCCGCACUGGAAAAACCUGUGUCCAUAAAUCCUUCUCUAGUACUUCUUUGUGAUCAAAGCGUCAAGCUGAGGACAGUGAUGGAGUGCUCCGGUUCAUCUGAAGUGCAUGAGUCCCCUUUGCAGCAGACUCUGACAUUCCCGGCCCUCUCCGGAGUGUUCCCAACACGCAGUCACUGCUCUCUACGUCACUACUUUAAAAACUAAAACUCGGCCAGUGGCAGUUUCCUAACUCUUCAAAGAUCUUGACUUGUACGUUUUUCCCUGCAUCUUCUCUAUUGAGCACGUGAACUGACAUCUUUCUACCCCCAAAAUAAUCGGUUCUUUCCCCCUAAAUAGAAUGGGUAAUCCAAAAAAGACUCAUUGAAAGGAAGUUGGAGAUAAGUAAUGCCUAGGUAGUUUUAGGAGCAGAAUGAAUGUCUCUAAGUAUGUGCAGUGAUUGCAUGUUUAAAAUGUUUAAUGAUCUGCAGAAAUAGUGUGCUGAGUGGAGAAAAAUGACAUUUAGUAGAACAUAAUGUCAACAAUGUAAAAAUACAUAGAUGAGCAAGCAGGAAUAAAGGAAUGUUGAAAUAAAUUACAGUCAUAAAAAUUAAAACCAUAAUUCGGCGGAGCGUGGUGGCUCAUGCCUGUAAUCCCAGCACUUUGGGAGGUCAAGGCAGGCAGAUCACUUGAGGUUGGGAUUUCGAGACCAGCCUGGCCAACAUGGUGAAACCUCAUUUCUACUCAAAAUAGAAAAAUUCACCGGGCAUGGUGGUGGGUGCCUGUAAUCCCAGCUACUCAGAAGGCUGAGACAAGAGAAUUGCUUGAACCCAGGAGGUGGAGUUUGCAGCGAGCCGAGAUCACACCGUGCACUCCAGCCUGGGUGGCAGAGGAAGACUCCAUCUCAAGAAAAAAAAAAAAAAAAAAAAAAAAAAACCCAUAACUAGAACAUUUAUUGAGCACUUACAAGGUGCCAGCUAUGCUCUGAGUGCUUUGUGUGUAUUGACUCAUUAAUGCCCCCAGCACCUUUUGAGGCAGGUUAAAAUCUCCAUCUCAGUUUAACACGCAAGGAAACCAGAGCACAGAGAGCUUCAGGAACUUCCCCUCCUCAUAAGAUAGAAAAUAGCAAAACCAGGAUUCAACCCCAGGUUAUCAUACCUCCCAUCUUUGUGCUGACUCUAUAGUCUUAUUUUCACAUCCUAUAAGUUACUGUAAGUAACUCUCGAUUCUGAGAACCACGUAAUAAGAAAGGGAAGCUUGCAGUUACCUACUCUUGCUUGAUAAUGCAUUAAUUCCAGGUAGGCUUUAAAAGUUUAGUAAAUUUUAGGAUACAUUUUUGAACUGUUGUUUCCUACUGGCUGUCAGAAAACCAUGUUGCUGAAAGGGGAAAAUGUCUGGUGCUUUGUGGAGAUUUUCCUACAGCUUUUCUGGCUGACCAGUCACUUGCACUCUGGAACUCUCCUAAAGCACAUACAGCCCACUACAUGUCAUGGUGGGGAUCCUGGACUUUCUGUCCUCCGUUAGCUUCGUAUUCCUGAAGCAGAUUUAGAACUGUUUCUGAGACUCGCCCUGGCUCCUCUUUCCGUGUUUGGGGUGGGUUAAUCACCUCUUUAGGUGAGAGACUUGAUUUGGGUCCACAGCUUCACAAAAGUAUUGUCGACCCUGCUGGCCACGUGACUGGAGUGCUGGGCAUGGGAGUGCACCCUGGCGUGGCAGAGUGGAUUCGCUCCAUGCCACUGCCAGAGAAUAGGACUUGGAACCAUCAGCCACCCGGCUUUUUCUGAAAGGCCCGCUUGGGCAAUGGUGUCUGGAGAGUCAUCUGAAGAACACAGCCUGUCGGUUCCUCUGGCGAUGGUCUGGUUUUUAUACCCAGACCAAGCUGCACCUCUUAGAGCUGUGCACUUAUAUGGUGUGGCAAUUGCUUUCAGAGACAUGUCCUGUAACAUCAUGUUCUUGUCACCUUUUGAAGGCCACUGGUGCUGUAGGGGAAGAUCCUCACCAACACAGCAGGGCGCUGUUCUGUCACCCGCAACCCCAUCUGGAGAGCUCACAGAAAGGGUUUCCUGGGUUGCUCCUCUUGCAAGCAGGACCUCUGCAAAGCUGCAGUCCCGAGCCUGUGUGCUUGCGUGUUUGCCCACAAGGUGGUCCGACUUGGGAGGGAAGGGACAGAUCUUAGCCAUCUCUGCAUCCUAAAUGCCAGUCCUUGCACUUGACACAUAGUAGGUUUCAUUUGUGGAACGAAUUUCUUCCAGUCCUGACACUAAAUUUUGGGUUUUUUUACUUUUUUUGUUGUUAUUGUCUGUUCUGUUUGUAUUUUGGGGUUUUUUGCUUUUCUCCCCCAGGGAAUGAAAAUGGCUUCUCCAUAUGAACCAGGCAUAUCCUCCGGCUGGGGCUGAGUGUCCUUGGUUGUUUGCUCUGAUUGUAACUAAUGAACAGCUCAGCUCUAGUAAUUGCGGGCUUGCUGGCCCCAAUGCCUGCCUUCUAACCGAACCUUGACUCUGAUCCAGUAUGUAUUCUCCGUGAUCCUGAUUUCUGUCAAUCUAAUUUUUAUUUCAUUCUACGGCAAACCUGCUCAUGUUCUUUGCUGAAAUCAACCUCCCCUUUCUGGAAUGGACAUACAGAAAAUUGGAGGCAAAAUAUAACAGUGGUUGUGCCUCAACUGCUUAAAUACCUGAGAGACUGGCUCAGCGCAGUGGCUCGCACCUGUAAUCCCCACACUUAGGGAGGCUAAGGUAGGCGGAUUGCUUCACCCCAGGAGUUUGAGACCAGCCUGGGCAACAUAGCAAGAACUCAUCUCCGGAAAAUUAACUGGACGUGGUGGUACACCUGUAGUCCCAGCUACUCAGGAGGCUGGGGUGGGAAGAUUGCUUGUGUCUAGGAGGUGGUGGCUGAAGUGAGCUGUGAUUGAGCCACUGUACUCCAGCCUGGACAACAGAGUGAGACCCUGUCUCAAAAAUACAAAAAGCCCCAAGAGACCUAGAUUCCCCCACCCCCCCACCAAAAAUCCACACACACGUGCAUACACAAUAAGAUAGUAUUUCUCCCUUUUCUUUCUCAGAACAUUCCACAGAAUAGUCUUAUCUUUGAGGAAAGCACUACGCAGAACCUUUGUUUGUUUGUUUGUGAUGGAGUCUCA